This is a messenger RNA of Phytophthora sojae, 660 nucleotides long. RefSeq lists its product as hypothetical. The record is from RefSeq and is a predicted model, not a curated record. Bases 1 to 660 code for a protein of 219 amino acids. Gene Ontology annotation, molecular function: protein binding. NCBI's taxonomy places the organism in Eukaryota, Oomycota, Peronosporomycetes, Peronosporales, Peronosporaceae. The transcript is spliced from 2 exons.
AUGGAUGUUGCAGCUCAAGUUGGAAAUCUGGACAUCCUGGCAUUUUUUUGGCGCCACUACCCGGUCGCGUGCUCGCCUCGCGCCUUUGUCCUAGCCGCGCAAAAGGGAGAUUUAAACGUGGUUAAAUGGCUGUAUGAACACUACCCGGAACAGCUCCAUCCUGACACGUUGGCACAUGCGGCUGGGAUGGGUCACCUCGCCAUCGUCCAAUCCACUUGUGCGUGUAACCCCGUUACACAAUGGCUUACCGGCCUCAACGUUCCCACCACAUCCGACGCCAUGGACUGGGCCGCAUCCUGUGGUCAUCUUGCCGUUGUGGGUUGGCUGCAUGACCACAGACAAGAGGGAUGCACAAUUCGCGCGAUGGACUACGCCGCUACAGGCGAGCAUAUCGAUGUGGUUCAGUGGCUACAUAACAAUCGGCACGAAGGUUGCACAACCCAAGCGAUGGACGGUGCUGCUGGGAGCGGGCAUUCUGAUGUCGUUGUCUUCCUUCACGAACAUCGCCACGAAGGGGCUACUGUCGACGCGAUGGACGGCGCAGCGGCUGGCGGCCACAUUGCUAUGGUACAGUGGUUGCACGCUAACCACUUGGAGGGAUGCUCGCGUGCAGCGAUGGACAGAGCUGCAGGGACUGGUAAUCUCGAGAUUGUGCGGUGA